AUGGCGAAUGAUAUGCUCAUUAAGGCUCCGUUCUUGCUAAGUAUUCUGUUAAUUUUGAGCACGAGCGAGCAAAUACUGUGCUGUGAAAAUAAUACAUUAUUGGAGACCACAGGUGAUGCUAUUUUAACUGUCUUUGUGGACGCGAAUUAUGGACAGCAUUGCAAUGUAUCGUCAAGCAAAGGUCUUCAACAAAUUUUAACGAUAUUGCAUGUCGUGCAAACUUUAAACAAAUAUAAUCACAUACCGAAUGUGAAAUUAGGGGUAAGAAUCUUCGACACGUGUCAUGAUAGGAUUACAGUGUUUAGACAAGUUUUGCGAAUAGCGGUUGAACAAAGUUGCGCGCCAGAUUAUGAGAUGGGUAUAUUGAUGCCAUCCCAAUAUGAGCCCAUGAUGGAGUAUCUUCACAGUUACAACGGUUUGCCAAUCGGCAUCUACAAGGAACGAGAUUUUACAGUGCCCACGAUCGAUAUCCUGGCGCAUUAUCUGAGUACCAAGUACAAGAUCGUCGAUCUGGUGCACGCCAGCACGGAUUCUGUUCUCGAUCAUUUCCUAGAAGUUACGAAGGACGCUGGUGUGUGCGUGAAACGAAGUGACAGGCAUGUCAACGGUGACGGGUAUGCGAACGUCACGGAAACGGUGAUAGUCGCAAUCGGUAAGAGAAAUGAUGUGCAACGAUGGCUGGAAGAGAAAUUUGAAAAAUCGAGAAAUUUCGGAGAAACAUGGAUCCUGCUGCCGCUUGAUAAUUCAGAUAUUAACGACCUCAUACCACCCGAAUCAUAUGUCAUUAAACCGGAAAUUCCUCGUUUCGAUCUUGGCGAGUUCUCAAGCGCGGGCGAAUUCCUGGAGAACUCCAACAACUCAGCGAACCACUCUCCGUAUCUUCUCGACAUUGGGAAGGCCAUCAUCAAGUUGGCGGAAGUCUUCCAGGAUUUCCGCAAGAGAAGCUGCUCUAUCGACGAGGAGAGUAGCAUCAUGACGCAAUCCCCAGAAUCGCAGACAUUAGAAUCGCAACGGGAAAUUCGCGAUUUUGAUGUCUACGAGCAUCUCCACAUGCAACCGGGAUCACACUUGCUGAGAUACGUGGUUACCACGAAAAUGCAGCACGAGUUCAUCGACGUCGCUCUUUACGAGAUCGAAAUGCCCAAGUUACGCGUUCUCCCGAAGAAAACGAUAUUCGAAAUGCCAGGGCUCUGUCUGGAGUACCUCAUUAAGAAUUGCGAAAACUGCACGAAUUUUCAAAGUCGCGAUACAAAAGUAGAUGUCAUUGGCAAAAAUCUUCUAAAAAACAGCUUCUAUGUUCCUGUUUUCUUGAUUGUCAUCGUAUGUGGUAUUCUUAUGUGCUGCGUCACGAUGAUUUUUAUUGUCUAUCAUAUCACGACCAAGGAAAUUCUUCAUGGCAAUUCGGUCUUCACAAUCGUCCUCGUCCUGGCCAACCUAUUUACUCUACUGACGGCACUGCCCUUCUGCGUGACGGACGAUUAUUUCGGCGCGGAGAUCCUGAACGCUUGGAAGAUCCUUCUCACCACUCUCGCAUUCGGCCUCACAUUCUCAAUCAUGCUCUCGAGAGCACUCUUUUUAGCCUUGUCCACAGGCGAUGUUUUCAUCAUUCACAUUAAUGGAUAUUUACAGAGUCUUAUGGCGCUCUUCGCAUACGGCGUGCAAAUCGCCAUGUCGGUUAUGUAUUUUGUUCUGAGCACAAUGAACUCAGCUGUCGUCAUCAGGAGUCUCAUUUUUAUUGCGUUACUAGGAUACGAUAUAUUUUUAUUAAUUGCAUUGUUCGUCACUUGCUACUUCAUUAUCCGAAUACAUAAUUACUACGAAGAAAAAUACUUCUUCGACACUUCUAUUGGUCUUCUAAUAAUAUGGGUAAUAUGGUUGACUUGCUUCAUGUUGAUGCAACCAAAAAAUCGUGACGCAGUCAUUUUCUUCGGUACGGUUGCUACGGCUUAUUUAAUUAUUUUCGGUGUCUUAAUACCAAGGAUAUAUUAUAUUACGCACACACCCAAAAGGAAAGAUUCAAGACAAAGAUUCAAUCCUGUCAACCUACUAACCAAUUCGACUGUUAAUACAAUUAUCAGGCAGUCAUGUUCUUCCCACGAUUAUGUUUAUCCUGCUCGAGAAAGUCAGAUUUUCCGAAUGCCAUCAGCACAUCCAAAUUACUGUAGUAAUUUAAGUUCAAACUCAAAAUACUUCGACAGAUGCAGAAGUCCAAAUCAUUACGAAAUCCCUACAUAUAAUAAUUACGAAUGUUACGCGGAAAUGAAGGAAAUCGACACUGCUUAUGUUACCCCGCGAAUGUAUGUCGACAACACGGAGUUUUUAACGACAAAUAAUGUCAUUUACGCGCAGCCAAAAAUCUAUACAUCUCAGAGGAUAAAUUUGGAAGAGAGAAGCAAUACAGAAACCACUUGUAAUAGAAAUAAUUCUUCACCUAUCUCUAGACAACACAUCGAAAUGUAUUCCAUAAGAUACACUAGCCCAACGAAUAUGGUAAGGGAACAAAGAAUCGAUGAAGAAGAAGAGAAUAAAGAAGAAUACGAAAAAGAUCAGGAGGACGAAGGUGCCAGCAGAAUUACCCGCUUUUGAUUACUUUAAAAUCUAGUAUUUAAUUUUUAAUGCUUUCAUCUUUAUAGAUUUUUCAUAAAAUAUAAAUAAAAAACCCCGCACAAAUCUUAUGGGAAACGAAUUUUGAUCAAAUUGUUUCAAAUUUUAAUAUUUUGUAGUUCAUGUCAAGCUGAUUAAAAGUCCUUAUGAGCAAAAACCUCCAAAUGCCUUAGUUUUUGCCAAUAUCUUUGGAAGAUUAUCAUGUAUUAUACGGAAAAAUAAUUCAAAAUUUGUUUAUUAACAUUAAUUAUAAAUACUGUAUAAAUAAUUAUAAUACAUCAUGGAUAUACAGGGAGAAGCAUUUAAAACAGGUCACCUGAAUAAUUCGCAUGUUUUCAACAGUAGAAGAAAAAAUGUCAAACAGAAGUUGCUUGGUUUUGAGGGGCAUAUAAUAUGACGUCAAUAAUUGUUUUGUAAGUGGAGGUGCAAAGGAUAGACAAAGGUCAAAUCUGUUUUUUUAAAUAGAAUAUGUUUUUUUCGCUUACACUCUGAUAGAGCAUUUUAAGACAAAUACAAUGAUCUAUAAGAAGAUUGAAGAUCAUUCAAGAUCUGUGCGGGAUUAUUUAUCAUAAAAUAUAAUUAAUAGAUAAA
Messenger RNA from Trachymyrmex septentrionalis, 3195 nucleotides. RefSeq lists its product as uncharacterized. The coding region runs from base 1 to 2586 and encodes 861 amino acids. Gene Ontology annotation, cellular component: membrane. Gene Ontology annotation, biological process: G protein-coupled receptor signaling pathway. Lineage: Eukaryota; Metazoa; Arthropoda; Insecta; Hymenoptera; Formicidae. Gene Ontology annotation, molecular function: adenylate cyclase inhibiting G protein-coupled glutamate receptor activity. The record is from RefSeq and is a predicted model, not a curated record. The transcript has 8 exons.